AUUCAAAAAUUGGUGUUACUAAUAAAGUGUGCCAUCAAUUGGUGAAAAUGUCGACAACGUUUACCUGUCUAAACUCAUUACGCCGGGUGUUUGGUCCAGAAACUGGAAGGGUCUUGUCCACACCCGCUUUUCACCAGAACCCCUUAUGGUUAAGUCAUCAGAGAGAAAUGUCACGAGUGAAACAGCGGACAACUCAUCCACGGUACACCUGGACCAAAAAGAGGAGGGAGCGUCAUGACCAAGAGCUGACCUCCGACAAUCAAGCUUUUCUUGGUCAAGUGAUUCUUCAAAAGUAUGGGCCUGCUUAUCAAGAUGGGAGCUCUGGGAUGCCCUGGGUUAGUCCACUCAAGGAUUUGCACCACGAAAGGACAGAGUGGACGUCAAAAUCACUCAGAGUAGGUGUCAUUGCGAAAAAAAUUGGCGUUCACCCAAUGUGGGAUGACAAAGGAAACCGGUUCAUGACCACCUUGCUGCAGGUCGUGGAUAACCACAUUGUCAAGUACAUCCCACCCGAAACGGUGGCCAAGAAUUAUCCAGAUUCGAGAUUUCGACCAGAGUUGGGAAUUUUGUUGGUUGGAGCACAGUCGGCAGAUCCUCAGCUCUUUACCAAGGAGUACUGUGGUCUAUUUCAAGAGGCUGGAAUUCUCCCAAAAGUGCGCCUUCAUCGAUUUGCCAUCACCCCGGAUGCUUAUCUGAUGCCCGGUACCCCACUGUAUGCCUCUCACUUUUUCGCAGGCCAAUAUGUGGACGUGAUUGGGAAGACGGUGGAGCGUGGAUGGCAAGGUGUCAUGAGGCGAUGGGGGUUUAAAGGAAUGCCAGCCACCCAUGGGGUAACCAAAUCUCAUCGACGAGGGGGGAACACGGGUGGUGGGGGAGAAAAGGGUCGUGUCUGGCCAGGAACAAAGAUCCCGGGCCACAUGGGAAGUCGAUGGAGAGUUCACAAAGGGUUGCAAAUAGUCAGGAUCAACUCAAAGUACAAUGUAAUUUACAUCCGAGGUGUGUCGGUGCAGGGAGAUCCAGGCUCAUACCUUUGCCUACGGGACACUUGCCUACCCCUCAGACGGGCUGCGGUCGCCUCUACUCCUCCCCCUUUCCCCACUUACUUCCCGGAAGAACUGCCACAAAGUCAUGGAGAAGGAGAUUCCUAUGCCUCUUCAGUUUUCAAGUUCACAGAGCCAUCCAUCACGUUUGAGGAGAAUCGAUAACCAGAAACAUCAUAAUAUGAGAAAUCAAUUGUCUAAUCAAUCGUUUCCUUUAAAAAAUAAAAUUCAUGGAAAAGACGAAAACCAGUAA
This is a messenger RNA of Folsomia candida, 1293 nucleotides long. It is a transcript of the gene mRpL3, whose product is annotated as 39S ribosomal protein L3, mitochondrial. Gene Ontology annotation, biological process: translation. Gene Ontology annotation, molecular function: structural constituent of ribosome. NCBI's taxonomy places the organism in Eukaryota, Metazoa, Arthropoda, Collembola, Entomobryomorpha, Isotomidae. Gene Ontology annotation, cellular component: mitochondrial large ribosomal subunit; ribosome. The record is from RefSeq and is a predicted model, not a curated record. Bases 48 to 1205 code for a protein of 385 amino acids. The transcript is spliced from 5 exons.